AUGAGUGCUUUAACAAAAAAUGAAAUAAAUAAAAGAAGAAUUUUCAUAUUUCUUUUAACAUUAUUAUUUCAUUCAUUUGAACAAUGGAUCAGAACAUUAAUACCAUUCCUACAAUGGGGACUACGUCCUGUUCCAGAUGUUUUUACAAUAUUAACAUUAAAUUCUAUUGGUGGUUUAGCAACAGCAAUUGGAACUUUUUUAACUGCUUAUUUUAUUGAAACUAUUGGUGGCAAAAAAACAGCUCUUAUUUGUACAUUAGUCAUUGGAUUUUAUCAAAUAAUUAUAACACAAACAUCAAACUUUUAUGUUUUUGGAGUAUAUCAAAUAUUAUUAAUUUUUAAUAAUAUGCCUACAGUUUUAAAUGUUUUAAUGGCAAACAUGUUAGGAGAGUAUGCUGAUCUUAAUGAAAUUACACAUUGUAUAACAGAACAAAAUAUUCCAUAUUCUGCUGCUAUGGCUUUAGGACCAUAUUUAGCAAUACAAUCACUUUUUAUUAUAUCACCACAUAUUACUAAUUCAGCUUUAGCAUGUGGAAUAUUACAUUUAUUACUACUUAUUCCUAUAAUUUUUCUUAUGCCUAGUGAAAAUACCGAAAAAUCUAAAAUAUUUACAUCAUCUAACAUAAAAAUAUAUAUUGAAUUAUUACAAAAUAAAAAUGUAUUUAUUACAUUGGCUUUAAUUGCAUUAAUAUACGGGCCAGCCUCAUGUUAUGAUCAAAUUUUACGCUUUCAAUUAUCAACACAUAUGCUAAUCUCACCUAAUAGUAUGUGCCUUUUAGCUUUUGUUGUUGGUUUAUCAACAUUAAUUACCUCAUUACUAAUUUUACCAUAUUUACACUCUAAAUUUGGUCCACAAAAUAUUGUUGUUUUUGGUGCAGGAAUAUUAUGUUGUUCAUAUUUAUAUUUAUCACAAGUAUCAGAAUUUAAUCAUUUUCUUCUUGGUUGCCCAUUACAAGCUAUAGGAUCAACAAUAACUAUAGGAUGUUUAACAGCUACACUUAUGGCAUCUGUUCCUAAAAUUUAUUUUGCUAAAGCUGCAGCACUUAAUAGAAUUAUACAAAUUACAUCAAUGUCAUUAACACCUAUUCUUACUGGAUAUUAUGUAGAACGAUCAGAAAUCUCCUUAAUAUGUUAUGUAGCAACAGCUCUAACACUUUUGUCAAUACCAAUAGUAUACAAGUUUGGAAAUUUUAUGAAGAUUCAUAUAAUGAAUUUACCAACAUUAUUAAGGAAUGAUUAG
Strongyloides ratti is the source of this 1239-nucleotide messenger RNA. RefSeq names its product Major facilitator superfamily and Major facilitator superfamily domain, general substrate transporter-containing protein. Lineage: Eukaryota; Metazoa; Nematoda; Chromadorea; Rhabditida; Strongyloididae. Gene Ontology annotation, molecular function: transmembrane transporter activity. The record is from RefSeq and is a predicted model, not a curated record. Gene Ontology annotation, biological process: transmembrane transport. The coding region runs from base 1 to 1239 and encodes 412 amino acids. The transcript has a single exon.